UUUUUGAUGUAAUAAAAAAUAAAAAUAAAAACAAUACAACAUAUACUCGAAUUCUUGGUAAAAUAAAUUGAAUUAGGGUUUCCAUUGUUAUUAGAUCAAAGAUUCAAUGCUUAAAAUAGCACUCCAUUUUUUAGAGUAAAGCCCAAGUUGCUAUUUUUGGCCCGCCAAUACAUUGAACUGCUACCAGUUCCCAUCUUUCUCCAAAGAAAAUCGAUCUAUUCUUGUCAUGUACCAUUUAUGUAGCUGAUGCUCUCUGGUGUUGGAACGGCAAGGGCUUUUUGUUUCAAAGGAAUAUAUACUGAUUCUAAUCUUAUAGUCGGUUAUAUUUUCAGUAGAAGAAGUUUUAGUACAAUGAAACAAGUUGGAAUUGAUAGUGCCUCUAGUUUUCCUACAUCGGAAUCUGUGGGAGAGGCUCCUGUUCUACGUCCUGUGUCUGUGAGAUCAAAAUGCUCUUCGAAUGUUCAAUCAACCCCAGAAAUCGAAAAGAAGUAUGUCCAUGGUGUUUAUGAUGCCAUUGCUCCCCAUUUCAGUUCCACUCGGUUUGCAAAGUGGCCUAAAGUGUCAGCUUUCUUGAGCUCAUUAUCUCCCGGUUCUCUCAUCUUAGACGCUGGAUGUGGAAAUGGGAAAUACUUAGGAUUAAAUCCUGAUUGUUUCUUUAUUGGCUGUGACAUUAGUGCAGCUCUUAUCAAUAUAUGUACAGAUAGAGGACAUGAAGUGUUGGUUGCAGAUGCUGUGAACCUACCAUAUAGGACUGGUUAUGGUGAUGCAGCAAUUUCUAUUGCUGUGUUGCAUCACCUAAGUACUGAAAAUAGGAGGAGGAAAGCGGUAGAGGAGCUUGUCCGUGUUGUUAAAAAGGGCGGGAGUGUUUUAAUUACUGUCUGGGCUAGGGAACAAGAAGACAGGUCGUUAAUUGAAAAAUGGACACCACUUAACCAAAGGUAUGUAGAGGAAUGGAUAGGACCAGGGAGUCCACGAGUUCGCAACCCUUCAUCUCCUCGCAUCCUUGAAAGCAUCCCAGAAGCAGAGGAAAAUGGUGCCGGGGAGCGGUUGAAAGGCCUACGUGCAAAGUCUUCAAAAGUAAAAUUAGCUGAAGAUAUGCAGUCAAUCUCUCUGGAUGAAGGUCAUUCUUUGCCUACUGGAUCUGAAAAAGGUUAUGCAGAGCAGCAGGAAUAUUUUGUUCCCUGGCACUUACCUUAUCAUCGAGCUGAAGUAAGUGGGGCUUCAGCUGUUGCCUUGGCUAGUGGUUUGGCAAAGAAAGAUGAUCAGAAGGGCUCUGUGGUGUAUAAUAGAUAUUACCAUGUUUUUAGUGAAGGUGAACUUGAAAGGUUGGUGUCUGGUCUGGAUAACGCCAUUCUUGUUGAUAGAUUCUAUGAUAAAUCAAAUUGGUGCAUCAUUCUUGAGAAAACAUCGUGAUAGUGUUGAACUUUUCAGAAGAUUCUUGCUCUUGUCAAAUCUAGUACAUGACGUCAAUAACCCUAGUUGUGAAAGGGUGAUAUUGUCUUUGAUGCAAGGAGUUAUACUGCUACAGAUUAUGGAAGUUAUCAACAGAAACAUGUCUAGUCUUUAAUUCUCACCGCUUGCCUGGUUGCCUGGCCUUCUUGUGGUUAUGUAUGAGUCUUGUAAAAUGCAAUUUUUGUAAGACUUUGGGGGACAGACCUGAGAACAAUGGGUUUGUUAUCAAAGUUACUUCAGUUUUGUGAGAUAGCAUUCGCUUGAAUAAAUUUAUGGCUUUAUUUUAAGGAA
Lycium ferocissimum is the source of this 1743-nucleotide messenger RNA. RefSeq names its product tRNA (carboxymethyluridine(34)-5-O)-methyltransferase. Gene Ontology annotation, cellular component: nucleus; cytoplasm. The coding region runs from base 247 to 1413 and encodes 388 amino acids. NCBI's taxonomy places the organism in Eukaryota, Viridiplantae, Streptophyta, Magnoliopsida, Solanales, Solanaceae. Gene Ontology annotation, molecular function: tRNA binding; S-adenosylmethionine-dependent methyltransferase activity. The transcript is spliced from 3 exons. The record is from RefSeq and is a predicted model, not a curated record. Gene Ontology annotation, biological process: tRNA wobble uridine modification.